This is a messenger RNA of Myiozetetes cayanensis, 546 nucleotides long. RefSeq names its product carnitine O-palmitoyltransferase 1, muscle isoform-like. Lineage: Eukaryota; Metazoa; Chordata; Aves; Passeriformes; Tyrannidae. Gene Ontology annotation, biological process: carnitine metabolic process; fatty acid metabolic process. Gene Ontology annotation, molecular function: carnitine O-palmitoyltransferase activity. The annotation marks the transcript as partial. The transcript is spliced from 6 exons. The record is from RefSeq and is a predicted model, not a curated record. Gene Ontology annotation, cellular component: mitochondrion.
CUCUGGGAGGAGCGUGGCCCCGCCCUGUCGUACCAGCCAAUCACGACGCGUCUCUAUCGUGAGGGGCGGGCGGACGCGGCGCUGGGCGUGGGGCGCCCCCUGCUGGAGCUCGAGCGGGCCCUGCGAGACCCCCGGACCCCCCUUUCCCGCCGUCGGUCCCUGCUGCUCUCGGCGCUGUCCGAGGGGCGUGGUCGCCGCCGGGCGGCCAUGACGGGGGCGGGGCUGGACCGGCACCUGCAGGGCCUGGCGGCCGUGGCCAAUCAGAUGAGGCUCCGCCCACCCUUCCUCAUCCAGGUUUUGGGCCAGCCCUGGGCUCUGUCAUUUAGCCCCGCCCCCCGGCCACACCCACCCCUGCUGCCCCGCCCCCUGCAACCCGCGGGGGGGGGCUUCAACCCGCCCCACCCCGACGGGUACGGGGUCUCCUACGUGGGGGGAGGGGCGGACGGGCCCCUCCUCGUCCACAUCACCUGCAGGGCGGGGUCCCCCAAAACGGACCCCCUGCAGUUCUGGGGGAGGGUCCGGCGGCGCUGGAGGAACUGGGGGGCU